This is a messenger RNA of Salvia miltiorrhiza (redroot sage), 964 nucleotides long. RefSeq lists its product as uncharacterized. The record is from RefSeq and is a predicted model, not a curated record. The transcript has 3 exons. Gene Ontology annotation, molecular function: oxidoreductase activity. Bases 95 to 958 code for a protein of 287 amino acids. Lineage: Eukaryota; Viridiplantae; Streptophyta; Magnoliopsida; Lamiales; Lamiaceae.
AAAAAUGUGCCAAGAACGCCUUUGUUAUUUGUAAUAGCCUAUAAAUUUCAAAGCCAACCAACAAGACUUCAUCGAAUUGAACUAGUAAUACGUAAUGGUAACGAAAUUCCCAUCCCAAUUAGAGCCAUGGUCUCACCUCCCCGCCAAAAUCGUCUUAGUCACCGGUGCAUCCUCCGGCCUUGGCCUCGAAUUCUGCCUCGAUCUCGCCGCCGCUGGCUGCCUGGUCGUCGCUGCUGCACGUCGGACCGACAGGCUCAAGUCCCUUUGCGAUCAAAUCAACAAAAUGGAUGGUCAAGUUGGUGGUGGAGUGGCUGAUGGCGGCUCGCAUCGAGCUAAAGCCGUGGCGCUCGACAUCACCGCGGACGGCCCGACUAUCGAGGCCGCCGUCGAUAAAGCUUGGAGCGCAUUUGGACAUGUCGAUGUAUUGAUCAACAAUGCUGGUGUAAGAGGGCAAGUGAAACCGUCAUUGGAGAUCUCGGAGGAGGAAUACAACAAUGCGGUGAAAACAAACUUGAUCGGGUCUUGGCUCGUCUCCAAAUACGUGGGCGCACGGCUGCGCUCCACCGGCCGCGGUGGCUCGAUCAUCAACAUCUCAUCUGCGUCCGGCGUAGGUCGAGCGGAACCGGUCGGCGGUAUUGCCUAUACUUCGUCAAAAGCUGGCCUUAACUACAUGACUAAGGUGAUGGCACUAGAAUUGGGAGCUUACAAUAUACGGGUGAAUGUAAUUGGUCCUGGAGUUUUCAAGUCGGAGAUAACAGAAGCUCUCUUUGGAAAACAAGGGUUUAAAAAUGCUGUGAAAAAACUAGUUCCGCUGAGAGCAGUUGGAACGACGAAUCCAGCACUUACAUCUCUGCUUCGUUACUUGAUUCAUGAUUCUUCCGCCUUUGUUACAGGCAAUAUCUUCGUUCUUGAUUCAGGUGUCACUCUCCCGGGCAUUCCCAUUUAUUCUUCCCUUUAAUUCUCA